GGAUCACUGUUUAGGGAGGGCAGUCAUCACACCAUCCUGAGCAGCAGGAGCUGACGUUGGAUGGAGCUGCCAGGUAGCUGAAAAAAGGCACAGAAAGCAGCUGAUACCCACUUUUCAACAGGGUUUUUUUUUUAGUCUGAAUCUGGACUUCAAGCAAUGCAGCGCCUGAGACAGCUCAUCUAAACCUCACUGUAUUGCAAUACUCGCUCUUUCCAAAGAAAAAGACUCCACUGAGUAGCAGAAUGCUGCCAGUGCCGCAGCUAGGGCUACAAUACAGCGCCUUUUUGUAACAUUUUUAAAUCUCCUUCUGCUCAUAUAAUAGAUACAUACAUACACACAUAUAUAAAUUCUUCCUUUUUUUGAGAGCACCUUUGGCUUUUGUUACCCUGAUGUGACUUUUUCCUCGUCUUGGAAUGAUGGGCAUCUUUCUGGCUUAUGUUGGAUUCAUUUUCUUUUCAGUUAUGUAUAUUCAACAAGGACUUUCUACCCAAGCAAAAUUCACUGAGUUCCCCCGAAAUGUCACGGCCACUGAAGGGCAGAACGUGGAGAUGUCAUGUGCUUUCCAAAGCGGCUCCUCUUCGGUAUACCUUGAAAUCCAGUGGUGGUUUCUGCGGGCAGCUGAGGACCAAGAGGCUGGAGCCGAGGUGACAGGCACUCAGGUGGAGCUCUUGCCCGAGCGGGACUUGGACAGCGACGGCACCAAGAUAAGUACAGUGAAAGUACAAGGGAAUGACAUCUCCCACAAGCUGCAGAUUUCAAAAGUGAGAAAAAAGGAUGAAGGCUUGUAUGAGUGCAGGGUGACAGAUGCCAACUACGGAGACCUUCAGGAAUACAAGGCCCAGGCAUUUCUCAAAGUCAAUGCUAACAGCCACUCUCGGCGAAUGCAAGCCUUUGAGGCAUCUCCAAUGUGGUUGCAAGACAUGAAACCUCGCAAAAACAUCUCAGCAGCUGUUCCAAGUAGCAUCCACAACUCUGCCAAUCAGCGUGUGCGUGCCACCUCCAGCCCUGAAGCAGCAGCCAAAAUCCCCAAACAAAGUCCACAAUCAGCAAAGAGCAAAUCGCCUGUAAAAUCCACGGAGCGGACAGCAAAGUUGACCCUAACCUCCAACCACCACUCUGCACCCAAUGUACUCUAAAUCUCUACACAAGGAGCACCUUCUUCAGGAAGUACAAACAAAAAUACUAAAUAAAUAAAUAAAUAUUAUAAAAAGAAGAGGAUACCACAUGUUUUCUUGAUAGAUCUUAUUUUCUUUGGCCUAUCACUGAUCUUUUAUUUGAAGAGAACUGGUGUGAUGUAAUAGGACGUUUUGUAACAGGAAGACCUAGUUUCCUUUUCUUUCGGCGAGUAGAAGCCUCAUAUCCUUGACUUCUCAAGGGUUGGCCUGCGAGUCAUCAGUAUUAUAAAAUUAGCCAUGGAUGACAGUUUCCUACGCUGAAAGAAUCAUACGAGCCGGGAAGCAAAUAGAGGCCAAAUAAUGAAACAAAACAUAGUGAAUCAACAUCAACUCUGAUAAAACACCUCACAAACUUUGUCAAAAAGUCUUUUUUUGUUGUUUAUUUUGUUUUGUUUUGUUUUGCAUGAGGAAUAGAGAGGAAAAAGAAACCCUAGAAAGCAGCUAAGCAGACUAGAGGGCAUUGUUUCUGGAGAACAAAUGAGGGUAUUUUUCUUUCAGGUUUUUUUUUCUUCCCCAUCAUUCUUCCCUGUGGGUUUUUUCCCUCCUUUUUUGGUUUGUUUCUUGUUCAAUGGUGGCAUUUGCUGACUUAGGCCAACCCCUGACAACUGUGUGGAGGUUGAUAUAUAUACAUCUUUUUUGUGUGUGUGUUCUAUAUUUCAAUGUGUUUUCUCUAAUUUUGCAACUCCUGUAUAUGCAAAACUAACUUAAAUUCUGUAAAUUGCUUACAGUCUGUGUGAUAUAACUUCAGAGCAGACAUACUUUGGUUCUCAUGCAAGCCAGUUUUUAAUCUUACCUAUAUGUCGUGCCACCAAUAGACAUGUUUAUUUCCUUUCUUGACAAAACAUCACUUUUUAGUUUGUAAUUCAGUAUUGUGUGGAUUUUGUAAUACAUACAUUCACUUCCACUGGUUUGACCCCUACCAGCCCUCUGUUUAUUCUGUAAAUGCACAUUAAAAUUUGUUAUGGUCUCUAGACAAUGAAUUAUUUUAGUUUUGUGUAUGUUGUGUUGGAGUUCAGUAGCUGAAAGCUCUUUUCAUUUGUGAUGUUUAUACAGGAUGAAGUGAUUUGAUCACUAGAGACUGUAAAAUACAGGUUUGCAGUCAAAUACUGCACAUAAAGGAAGGUUAGGAGGGGAAAACAGAUACACCAAACAACCAGACCAUGGCUUAAAGGAUAUUCUUUCGGCAAAGAGUUUUAGGAAAGUGAGCUUAUUAUAUUGGUAAACUAUAUUCACAAAGCAACUCUACCCAUGUGGCCCAAGAAGUGUCUUUCUUCGCUUUUUCUGCAAGUGGAUUGUCAUUGCUCAUUCAUAUUCUUAAUUAAAAUACUUUGUCUGUGAACCGAACAUGAAAAUUUUGCUGUUGACUGAAGUAAUAUGCAUUACAUGAAUUACAUUCAUUAAUGCAGGAAGGAAAAAUUGCUACCAUUUGCAGCUGCAAUCAGGAAGUCUUUUUUUUCUUUUCUUGUCUCCCUCCUUCCACUGAUGCUGAACAAUCCAAACCCUUUCAUUUAUCAGCACAGACAACCAUAUAUACCAUAUGCUUAUUAUGAUCUAUUUACAACAACACUAAGCAGCUGCAGUGUGGUCAGCUAUGUGAUUUCUCCUCAUUCUAAAGAUACAUAGAGAGGGAGAUAAAAGAGUAUGUCUAGUAUCUCACCAGUCCAUGGUGUAUAGGCCUAUAGUUUUAUUUCAAAAUGUCCGUAUGGGCCCAUUCUUGCACACUCUGAAGUCUUCCCCCACUAUUUUCAAAGGAAAAAAGAACAAAUCAUGCAGUACAGAAUGAAAGGGUAACACGCUAAUGCUUUGGACAUAGGUGUAUAGUUGUGCAUAUAUUACCUGCCUUAUCUAUGUAUUCAGUACCAUCAUCUUUGACUGGGAAUAGUCAGUGUUUCUUUGGUCUCAGAAAAUUCUUAGUAGUAGUAAAUAGAGUGAAAUUAUAACCUAAUAUACACAAAUUGGAAAUAACUUUCAGGAAAAAAGAGGGAAAUUUUAUUUUUUUUUAAUGCAAAAUUAAUGACCCACUGGAAUAUUGAGUGCUUAAAAGGUUUUGCCUCAUAGUAAUAAUAACUAAGCGGCCUACUGACAAACAGUCCUCUCAUCCCCAAAGUAUUUUGAAUGAAAAACAAUAGUCUGGAGUGAGCAGAAAGUAAAUCAGGAAAGAGAGCUGUUUGAUGUUUCCUUUUCUGAAUGCACCCAUGGAACCACACUUGCACAACUCUGUCGGAAAGCCGACAUUUUUCCCAUGUUACAGUUAUUUAUGAUUCGGUGCUGUGAGAUUUUCCCACACGGAGUUUGAAAAUCUCAGUUUCCAUCAAUCUCAAUGGGAAUCAAAGGCACUGAUCCUCCAGAUGAUGCUUAACAUCACACAUACUUCAUUCAAAUACAUGUCUACUGUAUAUAUAUAUUUUGUAUGAAUAUUCUGUGUAUGCACAUAGUCAUAUAGACAAUUUGCAGUGACAAACAUGGCAUUACGUGUGGCACUUUUCAGGAGCAGUUUCGCCUCACAUUGUUAAAGUUUGCCUCUGAUUUUUAUCUUAACCUGAUAUUGUGUUCUAUAUUAUGCUACCACUUAGCUAUAAAGCACCAUGUAUUAGGGGGUGAGAGUAAAGAACCAACUGAAUUUAAAAGCAGAACUCCAGACCAUCCGGACUAGCAUGAUAUAAAAACUCAAAAGGCUGUCUACCAAGGAAAGCACAAUAUGGUGAUCUGCUAUUGUUCUUCAACUGCGCCAGCAAAAAAGUGGAUAUAGAACAGGAAAAUUACAAUAUAUAGGACUUUUGAAAAGUCUUUAAAUGUUGCCCAAGAGUCUAAAAGGAUAUAGAAAUUUUCCUCCCUCCUUCCACUUCUCCCCUCCCCCCCAAGCUAAUAAACCCAAAAAGCUCACAUGAGGCUGGUCCAGCCCUUCUGGCUGCAGAUCUGGACCGCAGCUUUAGGGCUUCUGCCAAGCUGUGUGGAUGUGACAGCAACAGCUCCAAAUAGGAGCAAGUAUUGCAUUUCUAAACUUUAUGCUGUGUCUUAAUAACUGUUCUUCAAGUUACAAAUCAGCCUCUAGCCUCGAAGAAUUCUCUAAGAGCAAGUUAAGCCCCAGUAGCCCCUCUUUUUCCUGUGAACCUCGUUACAAACGAUUAGCACAUACAUGGAACAACUGCCAUUUUCUGCUGUGGUUCCAGUUCCGCACAUCCCUUCGGUAUUCAUCUAACUUUCAGUUUGGGCUUAAAUCCAGUAGGAAAAAAAUUGACUUAAUCAUAUACUUAAAAGCUCCAUUGAGUUAGGUCCCUCAAAAGAGGCAACUUGCACCUGCUGGUGGCAAAAUCUCUCAUAAACCAAUGUCCUCAAGUUUUCUGCAGAAAAAGUUUAGUUCUGAGAUGGCUAUUUACAUGACUCAUGCUUCUCAUGGCAGUGCUCCCAAGACCUCAUUGCAUUAGAUAAAGCUACAAAUUAUAGCAAUAAAAAUAAUAUUCUUUAAAAAGCCCGAAUAUGGCUUCCUUCACAUUGUUCAACAGUUUUUGUUUUUAAUAGAAGAGUUAGUAUGGGUGACCAUGAAGCACCUUCAUAUUUCAAGGUAUAUGCCAUCCAAAUAUAGCACACACAUUUUUAGGUGUUAUAUGUUAUGAAGCUAAAAGAAACCUAUUCCCACUCUAUUAAAUAUUAUCAAUAUUGCACUGUCCCAUCCUCCUUUUGUAUUACAUAAAAAAAAAAUCUUCAGUAUUUUUGUAAUACUAACAAAGAUUGGUACUGCUACAGAUCCUGUCCCAUAAAUCCUUCUCUCAUUCAGCGGUUACCAACAUUUUUCUCUCUGGAACUUCAUGUAUGUAAGUCGUUGCAUAACAUGUUUGAACUUCCCUUUCUUAAUUGUCUUUUGUAGAUGCCUCAAAGAAAACCCCGGAGCAUGAGGGAUGCUCAGCCCAUAGAUUAAAAAAAGCAUGAGAGACUAACUGAGGAUUGACUGCUUCUUCCUCAGAAUUAUUGUUAAGAAAGGUACUAGAGACCCUGAAAGAGAGCUGUCACUUGGUAAACACUGUUUCUCUCAUGGAUUACUGUUAUUUUUAUCAUUCUAAAUGUCUAAUAUUUAUAUUACAGCACUGUCUAAAGGCAAAGAUCAGAAGUAGGUGCAUACAAGGAGUCAAAGCAACAGCAAUAGGACUGCUUGGAGGUUUAAAGCUAUGCAUGUGAUUCAACGCCUCUGUAACUUAGGAUAAGAACACACAUUAGAACCCGUUUCUCUUAUUCUUUCUUUGUAGUAUUUUUGUUUCUUUGAAAUAAAAUGAGGAAACAGUGGCCACUGCAAAAAUCUGAAUGCUUGCCUAACAUUGUCCAGUGUUAAACUUGUAACUAAGUAACAAUCUUUACAGUGUUAUCAAUAUUUAAUUAAACAUUAAAAAAAGA
Molecule: messenger RNA, 5561 nt
Organism: Dromaius novaehollandiae (emu)
Lineage: Eukaryota; Metazoa; Chordata; Aves; Casuariiformes; Dromaiidae
Gene: VSTM2A
Product: V-set and transmembrane domain containing 2A
Exons: 5
Coding region: 414-1136 (240 amino acids)
Cellular component (GO): membrane
Source: RefSeq, a predicted model, not a curated record